AUGAAUAGCGGACAUGAUCCGCCAGAUCCACCACCUCCCCCAUCUCCAAAUCCAAUCGUAGUCACUCUCGCCUAUAUUCAAUCGUCUCCGGGUUCACCUCAUCAGGAUGUUGAUUUGUCUCCUCCUUCCUCGAGUCGAAACCUAACAGCUUUGAAGCUCCAAAUCUCCUCGAUUCCUGCAGGAAUCCCUUCCACCGCCGCACCUUCGUAUGCUGAGCGGUUCAAGGCCUCCCUCAGGAAUUUGCGAAAGAUCUUCUCGCCGUCCUUUUUAGAAGAUGGCACGCUGGUAGUUCAAGCGCCGGAGUCAGUAUUGCUCAGCACCGCCGAUCUGUGGAAGGACCACUUAGUGGCUCAUUUUCACGGAGCAAUUCCACCCUCGAAGAAAAUUUUCGAUGACCUGAAUCCCGUUUGGGGGAAGUUUGGGAAGAUCACGAUUCGUGUAACAUCGGAAACCUCAUGUCUAAUCGUUAUCCCCUCAAUCCAAACUCGCGAAUGGGUUCUUCAAGUGGGCUACUGGCAAGCUGCCCAUUGCGCUUUCUCUGUAUCUCCGUGGUCACCCGACGGUAAUUUGGCUCCGCAAGAUCUCGAGUCCGCUCCCACUUGGAUGUUUCUCCGGAACGUCCCUACUCAGCUAUAUUCGUUCGACAGCAUUAGCGUAAUAGCUAGUGGAAUAAGCGAACCUCUUCACACGGAAAAAUCAAGACUCGAUCCUUAUCACUUCGGCAAUACAAAGAUCAAAGUCGAAAUCGAUCUCCACGGAGUUCUUCUGGCUGAGGUAGAAGUCAGAGACUCAGCAGGCUUUUCAGUCAGGGUUAAGGUUGAAUAUCCCAGUCUUCCUCCGAAGUGCUGCAAUUGUGGUCGGUUUGGUCACUAUCUCAACCGCUGCUUAAUGCCUCCUCAGAAGAAUAGACAAGCCGGGAAGUCGAAGAUUCCUCUCUCUGAGGAGGGUGAGAUCAUUGAGGGGACUCUCCCCACCCCUGAAGUCACAGUUUCGGGAACAACCAAACCGACUACGAGCAGGAGAAAGUCUCGCUCCCGGUCCAGAGGAAAGAGAAAGGACUUGACAGCUCAUGAUCCUCGCACAGGGGAUGUUAUUGCAAGCACUCCUGACAAGGUAGCCUCUAGUAUCGAUCCAACUCCGGUCGUCGAGCCUUCCCUGGAUCCAGAGAUCGUCAUUGCAGCUAAUCCUGCCUCACAAACCGAUCCUGAGCAUAACGCUAAGGUCCUAGAAGAGGAGCCUUGGCAGAUCAUGCAUUGGAAUAUAAGGGAAUUUAACCUUAGAGAUCGUCAGAGAUCAGUUAGAAGUUGGAUUUUGUCUCAGCAGCCUGUAGUAUGUGUUUUUUUGGAAACACACGUUAGAGAAGAGAAUGCCGCUAAUAUUAUUCAGGCAGUGGUUCCGGGUUGGAGGUUUGUGAAUAACUACCAGGAAGCUGAAGGGGGUCGAAAUUGGGUUGUAUGGGAGCCGAACGUCUCAGUAUUGGUCUACAAAAAAUCUGCUCAGUCUAUUACUUGCGGGGUGUUUGAUCGAGCUUCCGGUGUGGCCUUCACAGUCUUAUUCGUGUAUGCUUAUAACACGGAAGUGCAGAGGAGAGAACUCUGGUCUGAAGUGAUUGAAACCUGUAAUAUGCAUGUGGUUUAUAAUCAGCCUACCUUAGUGAUGGGCGACUUUAAUCAGAUUCUUACAGUAGAAGAGCACUACUCCGUCAGUCCUUUCACUCUUCCGGUCCAUGGCAUUGUGGAGUUCCAGGAAUGUUUUAACGCUCAGUGA
Raphanus sativus (radish) is the source of this 1767-nucleotide messenger RNA. RefSeq lists its product as uncharacterized. Bases 1 to 1767 code for a protein of 588 amino acids. Gene Ontology annotation, molecular function: catalytic activity. Lineage: Eukaryota; Viridiplantae; Streptophyta; Magnoliopsida; Brassicales; Brassicaceae. The record is from RefSeq and is a predicted model, not a curated record. The transcript is spliced from 5 exons.